This is a messenger RNA of Beauveria bassiana ARSEF 2860, 510 nucleotides long. RefSeq lists its product as uncharacterized. Gene Ontology annotation, cellular component: membrane. The record is from RefSeq and is a predicted model, not a curated record. The coding region runs from base 1 to 510 and encodes 169 amino acids. The transcript is spliced from 2 exons. NCBI's taxonomy places the organism in Eukaryota, Fungi, Ascomycota, Sordariomycetes, Hypocreales, Cordycipitaceae.
AUGGCCCUCGACCGCCUUGUCAGCUUGAUCCUUCGUGGUGCAGAGCUCGUCUUUGCUGCCAUUGUCGCCGGUGUCAACGGCGAAUAUCUCCGCCACACCAGGGGCAUCCACAACAACCGAUGGCGAUUCAUCUACACCGAAGUCGUUGCGGCCCUUGGCAUCUUCUUUGCUUUGAUUUGGCUUAUUCCUUUUUCGAGCACCUUUACCCACUGGCCAAUCGACUUUGUCCUCAGCAUUCUCUUCUGGGUCGCGUUCGGCAUCCUUGUCAACCUUGUCGGCAGCAGCUGCGGUCAUGUAUUCGACUGGAACAACGUCCACCCUGUCCACGGCGACCAGUGCGGCAAGUACAAGGCCACCAUUGCCUUUACUUUCCUGUGCGCGAUCCUGUUCCUCGCCUCUUCUCUAAUUGGCCUUCUUUGGACCCGAAAGCGUGAGCCUGCUGCCCACCAUGGUGAUGGCGUCCACCAGGGACGCUGGUACCGCCGCGGAAACCGCCGCAGCGUCGUCUAA